Molecule: messenger RNA, 1716 nt
Organism: Jaminaea rosea
Lineage: Eukaryota; Fungi; Basidiomycota; Exobasidiomycetes; Microstromatales
Product: UDP-Glycosyltransferase/glycogen phosphorylase
Exons: 3
Coding region: 99-1664 (521 amino acids)
Biological process (GO): GPI anchor biosynthetic process
Cellular component (GO): glycosylphosphatidylinositol-N-acetylglucosaminyltransferase (GPI-GnT) complex
Molecular function (GO): phosphatidylinositol N-acetylglucosaminyltransferase activity
Source: RefSeq, a predicted model, not a curated record
GAAUCGCGUGAGCAUCGCAUCGAAUCGCAUCGCGUCGUUUACACAUCAUACCUUGCUUCACCUCAUGUGCAUGUACAUACGACCUCUCGCGGCGAGCAAUGCGAUGCGCAGGCAAAGCUGUCAGUCGCGACGUCCGUCUUGUGCGUGCCCUCGUAUCGGACUUCUUCUACCCUGGCGUGGGAGGGGUAGAGGGCCACAUGCUAGCGAUUGGACGAGAACUCGUCGCAAGAGGACACACGGUGAUCGUAAUCACCCACGCCUACGCCCCGGAUCGCACAGGCAUCCGCCACCUAUCCGUCUCCUCUCCCACAACCUCCGAGCCGCAAGUCCGCACUCUCAAGAUCUACCAUCUCCCUCUCCUCCCAGUCCCUGGAACCCAAGCCACCCUACCCCAAUUCUUCGCCUCGCACCCACUCAUCCGCACCAUCCUCCUACGAGAAAGGGUCCAACUCCUUCACGCGCAUCAGGCACUCAGCUCCCUCGCUCACGAAGCCCUUCUUCACGCACGAUGCUUGCCCCUGCACGCUGGUGGGCAGCAAGUGAGAGCAGUAUUUACGGACCACUCCCUCUUCGACUUGCAAGGGGAUGCGGCUUCCGUUCUUACGAAUAGGCUACUCCGCUUCGCCUUGGGGGAGGCGGAUCGAGUGGUUUGUGUGAGUUAUACGGGGAAGGAGAAUACGAGUCUAAGGGCGAGACUGGAGGGGGAGAAGGUGGCUGUCAUUCCUAAUGCGGUGGAUGCGGGGCAUUUCUACCCGGAUGUGACAACAACGCGAUCGAGAGAGAGGGGAAGCCGCAUCACCAUCGUGAUCCUCUCCCGGCUCACUCAUAGAAAGGGGGUCUCCCUCCUCACACGUCUGAUCCCCUCCAUCUGUCGGCGACACCCAGAUGUGGACUUCCUGAUCGGAGGGGACGGGCCUGGUCGAGUGGUGCUCGAGCAGAUGAGGGAGAAGAUGAACACAGUCGCCCUUACCACCGAAGAUACCGCAUUACCGCAUCAGCUCGAGCGAGUACGCCUGGUGGGGAACGUCCUCGGCCCAACAGCGGUAAGGGAGCAUCUUCAAUCGGGACAACUCUUCCUCUCCGCCUCUCUGACCGAGGCCUUUGGCACCACUCUGGUGGAAGCGGCAGCCUGUGGGUUGCUCUGCGUUGCUACUCCCGUCGGGGGAGUGCCGGAGGUACUGCCUCAGCCUGGCCGGAUGAUCUUGGCGGAGAGGGCAGAGUGGCGUAGUUUGAGGGAUGCGCUUGAAGUCGGGUUGGAGAGGGUACGUGCCCAGCAGAGGGGCGAGGAGAAGGAGAUGGUCGAGGACGAAGAGGAUGACGAAGCAAGCCUGCGCAGCACCUAUACGUGGCCACGCGUUGUCAAUCGCCUGGAGCGGGUGUACCUCGAAGCUCUCGCUCAGCCGCCUGUCACCACGCUGGAUCGUCUCAAGCGCGUCUGGGAGAAAGACGCCGAUGCUAGGGGAGGGAGCUUUGGUGCUCUGGUAUUCUGCAUCGUCUUGGCGACGGAUGUGGUGUUUAGCUGUUUUUUGGAGUGGUUCUGGCCGGGUGAGGAGAUUGAAAAGGUGUGGAGCGACGAGGGGUCAGGUGAACAGGAGAGCGAGAAUGAAGGUAGCGAGGAGGGACAAGCAGAGGUGGAGAGCGAGGACGAUUACGGCGACUCAUAGAGCAUUUUUGCCGUGCUUGCAAUUGUAUACCCACCGCAUCAUCGCCUUAUCA